AUGGCGUUUUACGAGGAGAAUUGCUGUGACGUGUUGGCGUCUGGCAGUGGUUUGUUGACCCACGUCUACAAACUCAUCACCGACUAUCGCCCAUCGUCACGCGUUCUUUGGGACUUGUCAAUGUCAUUUCUCGAGCACAUCGGCUCCAGCGUGAAGCUUGAGCUUGAUGACAUUUCUGAGGCGAAGCACCCGGUCAAUCGCUGCGGGGGUCAAUUACAUGGGAUACCGAGUGUGUUACGAGCCAAGCUCUUCGUAUUGUACUCCGAACUAGACCCGAACACCCUCAUCGGCGUCGUUGAACGCGCGCCUGUGUCUGCCGGGUUGACUCUCGUACCAAUUUCACCUGGAGCACCCUGGAGCCCUUUGAUCAACUACGUGUCGCAGGCAUCACAUCCUUGGAGGAUUGCUAGAUGUCUACCAAUCUCUAAUCCCCCUGUACCCAGCACCCGCUGCUGA
This is a messenger RNA of Cyclocybe aegerita, 456 nucleotides long. Lineage: Eukaryota; Fungi; Basidiomycota; Agaricomycetes; Agaricales; Hemipholiotaceae. The record is from the annotation of a GenBank genome assembly.